Molecule: messenger RNA, 1419 nt
Organism: Dufourea novaeangliae
Lineage: Eukaryota; Metazoa; Arthropoda; Insecta; Hymenoptera; Halictidae
Gene: Rab40
Product: ras-related protein Rab-40B
Exons: 4
Coding region: 456-1340 (294 amino acids)
Biological process (GO): protein localization to plasma membrane; intracellular signal transduction
Cellular component (GO): endosome; plasma membrane; synaptic vesicle
Molecular function (GO): GTP binding; GTPase activity
Source: RefSeq, a predicted model, not a curated record
UGAACAACUACUUGUAUUUUGUUCGAGGGUGUAGCAUGGAAACUCUCCUUUGUAGAGUAUUUUUCUUAAAAUAGUUGUCGUUCGUUUUGUAAUAGCCUUAUUAGUUUGUGCUUAUUCGUGAAUGUUCGUGAACGUACUUGACCUUCGAAAAACUUAUGACAGCAGACCAUCAAACUAAUUAAAUCUAGAACGGAUAAUGCAGUGGAAAAUAGACUCUAUCCUUGUCUUGUGACGACUUUCAUUGCAAGUAGAAUAACCGUUAAUAAAAGGACAACACGGGAACGCGUCGUUUUCUGAAAGGAAUUAAUGUUCAGUGUGCUAUGGUUUUAUCAGUGAAGACAGUUUAUUAGAAAAGUUUAUCCGUUCACGGAUCCUAAAGCAGAAAACAUUAAAGGGGCAAUCGGAGCUUACAGGGUUGUCUGCAGUAUGCUCACGGUUUGCAAUAGGGGGAUAUUAUGGCUGCAGGUGAGGCCAGCACAACAAAGCCUCGUCAAGAAAAGCAAUACGAUUACCUUCUUAAAUUUUUACUGGUGGGUGACAGCGACGUUGGAAAACAAGAGAUCUUGAGUGGACUUGAAGAUGGUGCUGCCGAAUCUCCGUUUUGCAGCGGCAGUGCAUAUAAAACCACUACUAUCUUACUAGAUGGGAAAAGAGUAAAGUUACAGUUAUGGGACACAUCGGGUCAAGGUAGAUUUUGUACAAUAAUCAGGUCUUACUCACGCGGUGCACAAGGUAUAAUUUUAGUCUACGAUAUUACCAAUAAAUGGUCUUUUGAUGGCAUCGACAGAUGGCUGAAGGAAGUUGAUGAGCAUGCUCCGGGUGUACCGAAAGUACUUGUUGGAAAUCGUCUUCAUUUAGCGUUUAAAAGGCAAGUAGGAGAACGUGAUGCGGAAACAUAUGCAGCUAAAAAUCAUAUGGCGUUUUUUGAAGUUUCACCCCUUUGUAACUUUAACAUUCGUGAAAGUUUUUCCGAACUUUCUCGUAUGGCACUGCAUCGCAAUGGCAUGGAAAGAUUAUGGCGAUCUAAUAAAGUGCUCAGUCUUCAAGAACUUGCAUGUCGUGCAAUAGUGGCACGAACGACAGUCUACGGUAUCGAUCAGCUUCCGUUGCCUAAGUCGAUUAAAUCUCACCUAAAAUCGUACGCAAUGACGACUACGUCUCAAUUACGUUACAAUGGAAAUAGAUCGUUGAGUUCUAGUAAAAGUCUUGGUUCUCAUCAUCGGAAAUUGCGUUUCGUUGGUGUGGGUUACAACGGACUGUCCACUCCUGGUAGUUCGCCCGGUAGCAUAACAGAUGCCCGUACCAGCUGCGUCGGUCGCAAUUCAUGCGUAAUAUCUUGAGGGUAAUUUUAGAGUUGCAGUUAACUUGUAAAACAUGCAACACAGUAUCAACGUUCUUCCUCCCUGUUUUGAUGUAUAA